Notechis scutatus (mainland tiger snake) is the source of this 403-nucleotide messenger RNA. Lineage: Eukaryota; Metazoa; Chordata; Lepidosauria; Squamata; Elapidae. The record is from RefSeq and is a predicted model, not a curated record.
UUUCUUACAAGAUAUGGGUAUGGUCCUAUAGUCACUGUGAAAUCACUCCAAACUCUUUCUGUUAAGGACUUUGUGAAAAUUUUCAGCUUUAUUUAUGAACAGUUUUGCCCUUCAUAUGACCUUUCGGGUUCCAAAUUUGAAGAAGAAAUCCCAAGAAUAUUCAAAGACCUUGGUUAUCCAUUUGCUUUGUCGAAAAGCUCUAUGUAUACAGUGGGUGCUCCUCAUAUGUGGCCUCAGAUUGUAGCAGCUCUGGUCUGGCUGAUAGAUUGUUACAAGUUGUUUACUUAUAUGAAAGAAAAACCACAGUCAUUUGAUGAAGAACAGAUUUUGGGAGAGACUGUAGAUGGAAUUUUGCAUAACAAGGUAUUUUAGCUCUUUCUCCCUAAAUUGUGGAAUGAAUAUU